GAGGUUAGCAGCCCUGCGUAUUAGUCAUCUGCAGAAAUAUUUUGCGUCAUUCAUUUGUGAUUACUUGUUUAUAAUUGAUACAAUCAGUUUAAUAUUUUGUGCCGUAAAGCAACAAAUAACUCUUCACUUUUAAUACGACAACAUGGGGAACGAAAUGUCGUCUUCGGCUAUGGACAAACAUCUUUUCAAUUUAAAGUUUGCCGUUAAAGAGCUAGAAAGGAGUUCAAAACGAUGUGAAAAAGAAGAAAGACAAGAGAAAGCAAAAACCAAACAGGCUAUUCAAAAGGGCAACAUGGAGGUAGCAAGAAUUCAUGCCGAGAAUGCUAUAAGGCAAAAGAACCAGUCACUAAAUUACUUAAAAAUGUCAGCCAGAGUUGACGCUGUGGCCAGUAAAAUUCAAUCAGCUAUAAUGACGAGGAAAGUUACAAAUAACAUGGCAGGUGUUGUCAAAGCGAUGGAUGCAGCAAUGAAAAGCAUGAAUCUUGAAAAAAUUUCCAAUGUGAUGGAUAAAUUUGAACAACAGUUUGAAGACCUGGGUGUUCAAACUGAUGUACUUGAGAAUACUAUGUCACAAACGACAACAACACUUAUUCCUCAGAAUGAAGUUGACUCUCUGUUACACGAAGUGGCUGAUGAGGCUGGUCUAGAGCUCAAUAUGGAACUCCCAUCUGGAGUGGAAGGCAGCACUAUUGGCACACCAAGUGAAGUAUCUCAGGAGCAAGAUGAACUCACUCAACGACUCGCCAGGUUGAGACAGGCCGAGUAAAGUGUACAUAAUUUGUGAUAACAUAAUUUUUAUUCCCAAUCACAUAUAAAUAUAAAGUGCUUUAUAAGGAUGUCCAAGUUUAGGUUAGUGCAAAAACUGUAUGCUUAAAUGUAUUAUAAUAAAUGUAUAUUAAUUUUGUGUAACACA
This is a messenger RNA of Zophobas morio, 913 nucleotides long. RefSeq names its product charged multivesicular body protein 1b (gene Chmp1). Gene Ontology annotation, cellular component: multivesicular body; ESCRT III complex. The coding region runs from base 143 to 766 and encodes 207 amino acids. The record is from RefSeq and is a predicted model, not a curated record. The transcript is spliced from 4 exons. NCBI's taxonomy places the organism in Eukaryota, Metazoa, Arthropoda, Insecta, Coleoptera, Tenebrionidae. Gene Ontology annotation, biological process: protein transport; late endosome to vacuole transport; endosome transport via multivesicular body sorting pathway.